CGCCCCAGGAUACCCCGCGCCCCGAUCGUGGAUUCGCUCGGGAAAUCCGCUCGAAGCCGUAAAACUUUCGACCGCAGCCGUAUAUUUUGCUUCCGUAACCGUAUGAAGAGCAUAUUUGGUCCGUUUCGAUCGGGAAAAAGAUCACAGCCGUAAAACUUUCGAUCGCAGCCGUAAAUUUGCUACCGCAACCGUAUGAAGAUGUCCUUUGGUCAGGGAACCGUAUAACCAUAAAAUAAUUUUUGUUGAGAACGAGUUGAUUUCCAGAUUUUUAAUCGUACACAAAACAAUCAGUGAACUGUAUAACUUAGAUUGGCCAGUAGUAAAAUAUACAUUUAUGAACCAUAUAUGAAUCAUACAGAGAGCCGUAAAUCAUAUUGUUAUGAAGCGUAAAAUUUAAUUUUAUGGUAACGAGUGAUCUUUCGUACACAUAAACAUAUUCAAAGUAUCCAUGUAACCAUAAAUCAAUUAUGAUUAAAUCUUUUUUCGGAGUCGUAGCCAUUUAAAAGGGCUCCAUUCAAUUUAGUUUGUGAUCCGUUUCGAGCAUAAUUUUUAGCCGUAAAACUUUCGAUCGCAGCCGUAAAUUUGCUUCCGCAACCGUAUGAACAUGUUGUUAUUUACGGAGGGCGUUAUGAGGGGGAAACAAAAUGGGCGCCAUUCACGGGAUGACGGUUGGGCCAAUGGGGGGAGGUUACAUGAAAAUAGAAAGGCCUCAGGAAAAAAUGGCCAAAUCAAAUGGAGAAUCAAUCGGGAUAUUGCGGAAAAGGAUUAGGGUUGGAGGUCAUCCGAGUGUAUGCCAUGGGACGACACCAUGAACACAGCGCUGUGCGUAAGCAGCGGCGGAGAGAGACGAUCUCUAUGCAAAGCAAUAUACCCACGUGCCCUUCACCCGUAACGACGCAGCAGUUUGUGCGAUCUGAUGAUGACCGCAGCGACUUCUGUGCCCGAACCAUGGCUGCGUCUCAACCAACUCCCGAGAGGACGAUCGACCUGACAGCUCGGAUGUCGAUACCUUCUCAUGCAUCGGAUACAAGGACACCUCCAUCAACACUGGCGCCGGAAGAGAUGGCAACACCUGAGGAGGGUCUAACAUUUACUCACGGAGACAAUGUGGAUGAAUCCAUUAUACCAAAGGUGGGAAUGUUCUUUCCAGCAGAGGAGGAUGCGUAUGAGUUCUACAAACGGUAUGCAAAGGAGGCUGGAUUUGGAAUAAGGUGGGACAGGACUAAGAAAAUAAUUAGAGAAAUAUCAUGCUCAUUGGCAGGGAAGUGGCAGUACUUCAAGCCAGGGGAAACAAGGAAGCGGAACAAGUUCUCUAAAAAAACAGGGUGCAAAGCAUACAUGAAGCUGAAGGAAGUGGAGAAUGAGGACAGAGAGUAUGAUGGCAAGGUGAUGGUGGAGAAUAUUAGGCUGUUACACAACCAUCCGUUAGCGAAAACACCAACAGUAACAAACCAGAUGGAGUGUCACAAGCAUAAGGAUGAGACGGUGAUGGAGCUUGUGGACGAACUAAAUACAAGCAAUGUGCCAAUCAACUGUACGAUAAAUAUGCUGAGCGAGAUGCAUGGGGGAGAGCAGAACGUCCCACUAACAGCACGUGACAUAGGUAACAGGAAAGCAGGUAAGACGCGGGAGGAGAAUGCAGAUGACAUAGGGAAAUUGAUUGAAUUUUUCCGUUACUGUCACGAACAAAAUCCACAGUUUUACUGGGACGUUGAUUGUGAUAAAGAUGGAUACAUCAAGAACAUGUUUUGGAGCCAUGCAAGCAUGCAGGGGGACUAUGCGGACUUUGGUGCCAAUGAUGCAAUGACCUUUGACACAACGUAUAAGACAAACGCAUAUGAGAUGCCUCUUGCAAUGUUUGUUGGAUCGAACCAUCACAACCAGAACGCUAUAUUUGGGUGCGCACUUCUACGACACGAAACAAUUGAUGCCUUCAGAUGGUUGUUUGGGACAUUCAAGAGGUGCAUGGGAGGGAAAACACCAAGAUGCAUCCUAACAGAUGAAGACCCAUCAAUGAAGGUGGCAAUACCUGAGAUGUUCCCGGGUAUAGUACAUAGGCUGUGCAGAUGGCAUGUGGUAAAUAAAGUGCAGACUAAACUCAAUGAGCUGUACGAGCUGCACAAAGAACUGAAAGAUGUGUUCAAUUCAACCAUCAACCAUCCACUGACACCAACUGAGUUUGAGAGUGCGUGGGCAGAGAUGUUGUCAAGAUUCAAACUGCAAGAUGACCCGACAUUAAGAAGCCUGUACAAUAUAAGGGAAAUGUGGGUAAAGGCAUUCUUCAAGCAUAAAUAUUGUGGAAGGAUGACAUCUACACAACGGAGCGAGAGCACUAACAUGAUGGUUAAAAACAACUUUGUGAACCACACAACUGUGCUCCAUAAAUUUGCCAAGCAAAUGCUGAAGGUUAUCCAAAGGCGGAGAGCGGCCGAGGCCGCAGAGGAAUAUGGUGGCAUGUGCAGAACAGAUGAGAGUGGCUGGGGAUUUGUUGAUCAGCUACGACGGGUGUAUACAAGAAGAGUUUUCGAGCAGGUACAGAGGACAGUGACUUCAGCAACAAGGUACCGAAUUGACGAUGAUCCUGUGGGGGGGAAAACCACUACCUGGACAUGGGAACACACAGGUUUGUUCUGCGAACAUCUGAUUCGAGCAUUCAUGCAAGCACAGGUGGAGAGUAUACCAGGGAGCUAUAUUCUUAGGAGGUACACCAGGAAUGCAAGGAUGGAACUUCCAUUUGACCGACAUGAUGAGAGAUUGGUUGGACCGGAUGGGACAACACAGAAAUACCGGCAAACAACGCUGCUAGUGGUUGCAAUGGCAAUUGUUCGUGCAGGAAGCAUGUCAAGACCGGCAUACGACAAGGCAAUGAAAGAUCUGAAAAUUCUAAGAGGACAUAUUGAGAACCUACCAGCAGACAUUGGACAUUCACAAGGAGAAACAAGUACAAUUACCUCAAGACAGGGUUGGGAGCAAACAUAUAGCAGCCAGGCGACAGAUGGCAUGUGCACAGAAGAAAAUCAUGAUGAAAACAUUCACACUACAACUGUAAAUGGAAUUAUGGAGUCAAGAGCACCACAUAUAAUCAAUAUGGUCAACCGUGCACCCCCUCCAAAGGCCAAAACCAAGGGACGUAGGGUGGAUGAGGGAGAGAAGCGAACACUAGGCGCAAGAGGGCCUAAGAAAUGUAACCGAGCUUGCAAGCUUUGUGGAAUCGCAAAUGGACAUAAUAGAGGAACCUGUCCAGAAAACCCAAAGAACAAGGACAGGAUUGCCAAGCUGAAUCAAGGUCCGAGAAAGAGGGGGAGGCCAAAGGGUAGCGGGAAGUCAACGGUGGCAGGCAAUAAAAAUAAGGUUUACCGGUCGCUGGAUGAAGAUCUGCACGUGCGUAGAGUUUCUGAGAACUAUUCUGAAGAAGAAUAUUCAGUUGGGGAUGAGGAAAAUGCAACUACAACGGAUGAAGAUUCAGAAUGA
Messenger RNA from Phragmites australis (common reed), 3471 nucleotides. Its product is annotated as protein FAR1-RELATED SEQUENCE 5-like. NCBI's taxonomy places the organism in Eukaryota, Viridiplantae, Streptophyta, Magnoliopsida, Poales, Poaceae. The record is from RefSeq and is a predicted model, not a curated record. Gene Ontology annotation, biological process: regulation of DNA-templated transcription. The transcript has 7 exons. The coding region runs from base 733 to 3471 and encodes 912 amino acids.